Molecule: messenger RNA, 1842 nt
Organism: Cladophialophora carrionii CBS 160.54
Lineage: Eukaryota; Fungi; Ascomycota; Eurotiomycetes; Chaetothyriales; Herpotrichiellaceae
Exons: 2
Coding region: 1-1842 (613 amino acids)
Source: RefSeq, a predicted model, not a curated record
AUGAGCAGCUCCGGCUCCCGCCUGUGGACUUGCUCCCGAUGUCUGCGUGUACAGAAACUGCGGGGUACAUCUGUCGAGUCCAAAGCCAGGCCGGUUCGUCGCAGUCGCCACCCUUUUUGCACAACCGCCGUCUCUCGGGGUGAUGCGACCACGGAGACCAAAAAAGAUGUUACACGUCGAUCGAAGGAUGGCACUCAGGCUGCAGAAGAGCAAGGAGCCAUGUCUCGCAGGCUGGCCGAGAUGGCAGAGGAGACAAUCGACACUGGGAGCAAAAGCGACCGCAAGUUGAUGCACGACGCGGGUUUCUCGGAGGAGUUAAAGCAACAGCUGGAAGAGAAGAUAGCUCAGACGAGCUUCGACGCGCAGAAUCAACGCGCUGCGAGCCAAGUGAACAUGCCUAGCUCGGCAGGGAAAGGCACCCGCGACAUCGCCGGCGCAGACCCAUGGACCGGGAGCGAAUCCCUCCAUGACUCGGCCCUCCGCAUGCUCGACGACAGCCACAAGAGACUCCGCACACCCUACAAGCCUCCUCGCCCUCAGCCUGUGAACUUGCGGCCCGCGCCGAAGAAGAAUGUCUCGGCGGCAGACCGGCUCGCCAAUGCGCGCGACAAAACCUCCAUAUAUGCAUUCAGCCAGCAGAACGACAUGUCCGAACAGGAACGUGAGAAAUGGCGCAAAGAACUGAAAGAUCGCUUCUCCCCCGGCGCCCGACCCAUGCCGACUACAAUCACGGGGUUGACGAGUCUUGCGAACGAGCGCAUCGAGGACGCCAUCGCGAGAGGCCAGUUCAAAAACCUGCCGCGAGGCAAGGGCAUCAACGUGGAGCGCGACUACAAUGCCAACAGUCCGUUCUUGGACACGACCGAGUACUUCAUGAACAAAAUCAUCCAGAAGCAGGAGAUUGUGCCCCCGUGGAUUGAGAAGCAACAAGAACUCGUCAAAGCGGUGGCCAGCUUCCGAGGACGGUUGCGGAAUGAUUGGAAAAGACACGCCGCUAGAAUGAUAAGUAGUCGGGGUGGAUCUGUGCAGGAUCAAGUCCGGCGCGCGAGGGGAUACGCUCUGGCGGAAGAACGCGUGAAUCCGAGACCGUUGCGACGGGUGGAGAACUUUUCACAUAUAGCCAGCGACGGCACUUUAACUACUGUUACCGUGGAGGAGAAGAUCGCUGCCGGUGUGUCGGCCGGUGAGCUUGAACCUCAGGCACAGAACAAGGCGGACGAGCUGCUGGAGCACGAGCAAAACCGGGAUCACAACCAGGAGCCUGGCCAGGAGCAGGUGGAGAUCCAAAUCACCGAGCGACCCGCUGAGGAUGCUCCCAUCGCUACAAGCGGUGUGUCCGCGGCGCCGGUGUCAGCGAUCACAAGCCCGACACCCCCUACCGGAACAUCUUCGUCCUCCUCCUCCUCUCCCUCUGUUCCUCCCGUCCUCCCUAUGCAGCACCCCUUCCGCGAUCCAGCCUGGCAGAACACCGAACUGGCAUACCACACGCUCGCGGUCCAGGAACUCAACGCCCUGACGCGCUCGUACAACCUCAUGGCUCCCAAGAUCGCCCAGAAACCCUACUUUACACUACAGCGUGAAUUGGACCGCUGUUUUGCGGACGUGGCGCCCCUGCUGGGUGAUGAGAUCUUGGAGCGCAGUCGCCGACCCGCAAAGAUCAGGGUCGAGGUGCGCGGCCAUCGAGAGGGUGGCGUGCUGGACCGGUUUGGCGAGGAGUGGACCGGCCAUGAGGGCCGAAUUCGAGACGAGAGGGCAGAGAAAGGGUAUGGGUUCCGGGAGUUUUGGAGGGACUUGUUCGGUAAGGAGAGGGGGGAGGCAAAGGGGAGGAGGGAUGUCGUGUAG